Messenger RNA from Penicillium longicatenatum, 1650 nucleotides. RefSeq lists its product as uncharacterized. The record is from RefSeq and is a predicted model, not a curated record. The transcript is spliced from 7 exons. Bases 1 to 1650 code for a protein of 549 amino acids. Lineage: Eukaryota; Fungi; Ascomycota; Eurotiomycetes; Eurotiales; Aspergillaceae.
AUGUCUCUCCAGCGAUGGGAGCGUAAAGCCCAACGAGGCAGAGAUAUUCUGAACAACUCCAUUCCGAAGCAAUGGCUUGCACCAGCUGACAGUCUCCCUCCUGCUACGCAAAAAAAUGUGAUUGAUUUCCCAAGGAAAAGUGGGCUCUUGAGCGAGCGUGAGCUCUCGAUCACGGCCCUCUCCGCUACGCAACUGGUCGCGAAAAUGGGAGCAGCGAAACUCAAGGCUGAGGAGGUAGUGGUGGCAUUUCUGAAAAGGGCGGUUUUGGGUCACCAAUUGCUGAAUUUCGCAACGGAAUUUUUGGCCGAUGAGGCAAUUUCUCGAGCAAAAGAGCUGGAUGCACAUUUUCAACGCACUGGAAAGCUGGUCGGACCUCUGCAUGGUGUUCCCAUUAGCGUUAAGGAGCACGUCGCGAUGAAGAAUAAGACUUGCAACACGGGUUAUGUGGCCUGGGUUGAUGAAGUCGCCACCGAGGAUGCUCAUUUACUUCAAUUGCUAGCCAAAGCUGGUGCAGUAUUCCAUGUCCGAACAAACCAGCCUCAAGCCCUCAUGCACCUUUGCUGCGAGAACAAUAUUACAGGGGCCACACUGAACCCAUACAAUCGCACCUUAACUCCAGGAGGAUCGUCAGGGGGUGAAGGAGCUUCAACUGGGUUCAAGUGCGCACCACUUGGUAUUGGUACCGAUAUCGGUGGAUCUAUUCGUUGCCCAGCUGCCUUUUGUGGCUCAUACGGAUUCAGGCCUACAGCGAUGCGCAACCCACUGGCUGGAGCCAAAGUCGCAGCUAUUGGACAAGAGACGAUUCACGGGGUCAUUGGGCCUUUGUCGAGCAGUUCUUUAGAGGAUAUUGAACUUUUCCAGAAGACGGUUUUGGAUCAAGAGCCAUGGGAUGUUGAAACAUCUCUAGUGCCGGUCCCGUGGAAAACAGUAGCUCCAACCCGGAACAUGGCGGUGGCUAUCAUGUGGGAUGAUGGCUGUGUUCGCCCCCAUCCCCCGAUUAUCAGGGCUCUCAAACUCGCUAAAGAAAAGUUACUCGCGGCUGGAAUCAAGGUUGUCGAUUGGGAGCCAUACAAGCAUGAUCACGGAUGGAAAAUUAUCUCUAGCCUCUACUACCCAGACGCUGCCGCCUUACAACGCAAGAUGAUCCGUGAAUCAGGCGAGCCAGUCCUCCCUCUGAGUGAAUGGGUGUUCAAUUACUCCCGAGCUAAUCCACUCACUCACCCCGAAGCAUGGGAGCUACAAUACGCGCGCGAUGUUUACCGCGACGAGUAUAACGCUGUGAUGAAGACCCGUGGCGUCGACUUUAUCAUUUCCCCUACUUAUCCCGGCGUCGCAGCCGUAUAUGGCGAGUCACAUUACUGGAACUACACUGCGAUUUGGAAUGUGCUUGAUCUUCCGUCCGUUGUGUUCCCAUCGGGUCUUACGGUAGACCCGAAGCUGGACGCGUUGACUGAUCAAGAUAAGAAAUAUAAACCGCGCAAUGAGGUUGACGAAAGAGAGUGGGAGAAAUAUCAGAGCCCGGCAAGGUAUGAAGGUGCACCUGUGGCGUUACAGGUUGCUGGUAGGCACUUUCAGGAUGAGGAAACUCUGGCUGCUGCCAAGUUGAUUGAAGAAAUUAUCAAGGAUGGAGAGAAGACAUCUAAGCUUUGA